Molecule: messenger RNA, 4011 nt
Organism: Athalia rosae (coleseed sawfly)
Lineage: Eukaryota; Metazoa; Arthropoda; Insecta; Hymenoptera; Athaliidae
Gene: Pex5
Product: peroxisomal targeting signal 1 receptor
Exons: 9
Coding region: 764-2641 (625 amino acids)
Biological process (GO): protein import into peroxisome matrix, docking
Cellular component (GO): cytosol; peroxisomal membrane
Molecular function (GO): protein binding
Source: RefSeq, a predicted model, not a curated record
UAUAUGACAGUCUGCUUAGGCCGCUCAAAGAAGGAAGGUCGCGGCCGUUUUUUCCGGCUCCAUCACUCCUAAUAUUGACAGAUCGAAACUAAUUACGCAAUGACAGUUCGCACGCCAUCGAGGGCGGAUCGGGAGGAUGUCCGGUGUGCUUUCCAAGUAAACUCUAAUAGUGAGUUGUUGAAAGAGUCUGUGGGAAAACUAACGGAACCAAAUACACGAUCUCGUUGUUCUGCCGCACUGCAACAAUCCGCUUGAAUUUUAGUUCUGUUCUAGUCGCGCAGAACCGGAAGUGCGUCGGGAUUGUUAGUGAUAGACGCCGAUACCAGUGUGACACUGUCAUUUUGGCAGCAUAUCGUCCGUGUUUUAAUGUUUGGCAGGAACCGCAGCCGUCAUCGAGGAGUCGGUAAUCAGUAUAUUCGAGUAUAUUCCUUGGAUGGUUGUUUCCUCAUAGCUCGAAGCAAUAUGACGCAGUGACUCGCAUUGUACUUUGCUCUCACGAAAGCAGGUCGCAGAGGUCGACGAGAGGCGCGAGGCGCACGGCGGGCGCGAUCCUCGUUAAUUUUGCCAACGAUUCCACGAUCAAGCGAGUGACGAACACGUUCUAGUAUGCCGAAAUCAAUUAGGCAAAUUUACAAAAAAUCACUUACACUUGACAAUUGCACCGAUGGAAGUUAAAACUGGAUAGUGAGAUAACCUCCGUCUUCUGUUAUUAUUAUACCACAGCUUCGGCCAUCGUUCUAGCUCAGUGUCUCUCGAUAAAAAAAUGUCGCUCCGAGAUUUGGUCGACGGAGACUGCGGAGGACCAAGUUCGGUCGUCCGUCUAGCGUCGCAUUAUGUUCAGGAUCAUGGAUUCACGGAAGAGGGAAUCGGACGACCUUUUGGGCCUUCCGCUUCCUUUGAGGGCUCGGAUUCAGACCAGUUGGUUAAACAAUUUUUAGAGGAAACUGCCUCUCACCCUCAAACGUUUCGGAUGGACAGUUUACUCCAAGAAAUGAGACAAAUUGAUCACAAUAUUCAUCCACCGAUACCUGCUCCUGGGGUGAUCAAAGAAUUAACUGGACAAGAUACUGCAUGGGCUAACCAGUACCUUGAGUCUGGUCGUCAUUUUGAUGAGCAGCAUGCAGAUGCUAUAUGGAAUACACCAGUUGACGCCACCAUACCACUUCCUGAGACAUUUGAAUUAGGAUUAGGCCCCAAGUGGGCUGAGGAGUACCUGGAGCAUAGCGUGGAUAAUGUAGAAAAGGAUGUUAAUCAGAACGGUUUUGCUGUUGAAUCCACAGAGACUUUGGAUAACGAUGAUCCAAAUUUUGCUUAUUCAAAGUUCAUGAGGUUUAUGCGGCAAGAAGGUGAUAUUCCCAUUGAAGCUGGUCAGUCUUCGCUCCCGAAUCUAGAAAAAUUGGAUGCCAAGUGGAUGGAAGAGUUUUCUGCCAACAAGAUGAGUAUAUCCGAGGUUUCUGGAGAUGCACAAGCCACCGAUCCAGUCUUAAGCAAAGUUGACGAAGAACUUGCUGCUGCUGGUACAUGGGCCGAGGAGUUUUCAUCAGAAAAGCCAGAGGUUGUAGAUGCAGAUAAUUACGAAGAAAAUUUCUGGUCACGCUUGCAAGACGAGUGGGAAAAGUUAUCAGCCUCCGAUGACGCAAACACUUCGCAUCCCUGGUUGUCGGAGUAUGAAAAGUACUACGAUCCUUUCAAAGAAUACACAUUUCAGAGUGAAAACCCAAUGAAAGAUGUACCAAAUGCUUUGGAAGAGGGUAAAAGAAGACUUGCCGCUGGAGAUUUGCCAAGCGCUGUGCUUUGCUUUGAAGCUGCGGUGCAACAAGACAAAGAUAAUUCGGAAGUGUGGCUUUUAUUAGGAAAAACACAGGCGGAAAAUGAGCAGGAUCCGAUGGCUAUAUCUGCUUUGAAGCAGUGUUUGUCGAUAGAUCCAUCAAAUUCUACAGCCCUAAUGACUCUAGCCGUUUCGUACACAAAUGAAUCCUAUCAAAAUCAGGCAUGUGUAACGCUCAAAGAAUGGCUACUGAAAAAUGAAAAAUACCAAAGUUUAGUCACGCUCAAAAAAAGUCCCGUGCAUCAUGCGAGAUCCAAGGUGUCUUCUCUGUUAUCUGAAGACUUGCAUGAGGAAGUUAAACAGCUGUACAUUGAAGCCGCUAGGAUGAAUCCAACGGAACAAAUAGACGCAGAUGUACAAUGCGGUCUUGGGGUUUUAUUUAAUAUAUCUAACGAGUUUGACAAAGCUGUAGACUGUUUCAAAGCUGCGUUGCAAGUUAGACCUGAUGAUUCCAGAUUGUGGAAUAGAUUAGGAGCGACACUGGCGAACGGCCAACGAUCUGGAGAAGCCAUCGAAGCUUAUCACAACGCAUUAGAAAUAUCCCCAGGCUUCAUAAGAGCGAGGUACAACCUUGGAAUAUCCUGUGUCAACUUGGCAGCUUACAAAGAAGCGGGUGAGCAUUUGCUAACAGCUCUGAAUCAACAAGCAGCUGGACGAGAUGCUCAAGGUGAAAGCGGUCAUCGAGGUGCUAUGUCUGAUACCAUUUGGUCAACUUUACGGUUAGUUGUGUCACUGAUGCACAAAUACCAUCUAAACGACGCAGUAGAGAAGAGGGAUUUAGCAACCCUAAACAAAGAGUUUGAGAUCGAAUAGUCGAAGGUAACAUGAAUGGUUGAAUAGGCAAUAGUGUGUUACACAAUCUUACACGUUCGCCCUAAUUCAUCUCGUAGUAAUUGAUUCUUCUUUUGAAGAAACAGUGAAAUUCAACUCGAUGCGAGGCUGUACGAGUAUGAUUUACGAAUAUUCUAUAACAUAUAUAUGCAUAUGUUAGCAAGAGAAAAAAUAAAAGUAACUGAAAAUAUUUUAUAAAUUAAAUAACAAUAAAAAAAAAUGAAAAUAAGAUACUAACGAUGUAUAUAGACUUGUAUAAUUCAAAGAUCAGUAAUUUAGACUAAACCUUAGUUCUCACUUCAACUGAAUAGCUAUGUUAUUUUACUUUCCUAGAUAAUAAGAUUGCUAUGAACAUCUAUAAAAAGCGAACGUGAGUGAUAACAAAAAAUAAGUUAACGAAAACUAAAAAAAUAAAUGAAUAUCUAAAUACUUGUCGUAAAUUUUAUACUAUUUCUAUAACUUUUAUGGAUUCAUUGUAGAAUUUCACUAAACACUCUCAAACACAGACAAAAUCAAGAAUGAAAAAAAGAAGGCAAAGCAAAGCGCGCCCUGUGAUUCUUAAUGACAGCCUAGGCGUGCUAUUGAUCAGACGUGUCUCCUUUAUAAAAAAUCGAUGAGCAAUUACUGGCGUUCGUGAAAGAGGAGAAUGAAAAAAAUUAUAUGUACAGAAAACUAAAAAAGAAGAACUAAAACCGAGGAACACAAAAAAAGAAAAAAAAAAAUAUUAACAAAUAAAUGAAAAAAAUUGAAAAAAAAAAAUAAAGUAACUCAUCCAUAAAUACACUAUGUACAGUUGAUUUGUAGGAAAUAUUGUUGAGGUGUUGAAUAUUAUGAUUAUACAUAUUUCACAUAUAGCGUACGUAAAAUGUUUAACUUAUAAAUAGGACUUUAACAUAAGUAGAUACAUAGAUAGGUAGAUAUUCAUACACUUGUUAUAUCAUAUACUUAUAUAGAUAUAUACAUACAAAAAAAAUUAUGCUGCUAACACUUCUCAGGUUCUAUUUUUUCUCUCUUCUUUUAUCAUGAGAUAUUGAUAUUCAUCGUUGUUGUUGUUAUUAUCAUUAUUAUUAUUAUUCAUAUUCAUAUUCAUAUUAUUAUUAUUAUUUACUUCUUAAAAUUACAUGUAAAUUCAGCCGCCGAUUUGAAUGAUGUAUCAAUUCUUCCAUUCAAAUUUUAUUCAAAAUUUCUACAAUAUACCGUACGACAGAUUAUUUUCUGAUAAAUCUGUCUCAUAUUUAAAUUGUCCACGUUUUAUACAAAAAUAUACUUGGCAACCGAGUGAAUGUAUUUACAUACUUCAUUCUUUGUUAUACACUACAGCAAUUGAAUAAAAUUUUAAAAGGCUCCAAUGA